This is a messenger RNA of Moneuplotes crassus, 1500 nucleotides long. The record is from the annotation of a GenBank genome assembly. Lineage: Eukaryota; Ciliophora; Spirotrichea; Euplotida; Euplotidae.
AAUGGACCAACAAGAAGUUAUUAAGGUGCAGGCCCCUGACUCUUCAGGGUCUUGGGAUGGACACCAUCCUUAUUUGACAAAAGAAGAACAAGAAAAAAGUGAAACUGGUGUUGGUAGAGAAAGGUCUAGAAGCAAAGAGGAAGGAGAGGACUCUAAAAAGGUUCAUACUCCAGCAGCAGAUAAAGAGAGCUUUGUACAAGAAUAUAAGGAUCAAGUUUAUCAAGAUAACCUUACUUCUCAUGUGGGCAAUGAACUUGCAUUAAAUGAGAAAAGUAGGUCUGUUGUGUCAGACAUGAAAUCUGAAGGCAGGAGCUCUAAGAAAUCUAAUAGAGGAACCAAAGAAAAAAUAUCUUCUCUCCCUCUCGAGCUCUAUCAGAGAAAAGCUAUCUCCAAGCCAGUAAGAGGGAGAGGACAAAUAGUAGACCAAAAAUCCAAAGGAUACAGAAAUAAAUAAAAAUUCUCAAUCGGUCUCAGUAUCUGAAGACAACCAUGAGUCGGAGAUUAAGAAUACUGAUUCAGAACCAACCAAAGAAAUUAAGGAUACAGAACCUAUCCCAAGUCCUCCAAAGCCAACCCCUUCUAAGGUUGAAGAGGAUACCUCUGGUUUGAAGGAGAAAAGUAUCUAUUCAGGGAAUGAAAUAGUGAAUAUUGAGACAAACAAACAGAGUAAUAUUAUAGUGACAUCCAAUCAAGCUAGAUCACCGAAGAAGAUGGAAAAAUUUGGCUUUAAAAAGGGCAAAAAGCUGAGAAAAGGCAUGCUAUUGCAGAAAUAUAUCCAAACUUCCAGAAGUAAGACCAAGAAACCUAGGAAGGAGUUUAAUUUGAGAACAGUUAUGAAAAACCCUAAUAAGUAUCAUCAUGUGAAGUCAAUCCAUUUUAUGAGUGAGUCUCCGAAGAGAGCUAUCCAGAAUGAUUCUGAUAUAAGAAUGCCAUUUAUCUCAAAAACUGAAAUGAUGAAAAACUCUAAGCUUGAGAAGAAGUGGAAGAGUCACUUCUCUGGUACAGAAACGCACAGAGUGAUACAAAGUAGCUCAGGUCUGACUUAUAAUAAGGUUCCUCUUCCUGAGAUUUGGGGAGGUACAGAAUAUUUUACAAAGAAAGGAUCGCUUAAUAAUGUGAGAUCUAGACAAGCUAAUCAAGUUGAAAACCAAUUUAAGUCUUUAACCUCAACAGAAUAUCUCAAGAAAUUCCAAAAUCAACAAUUUGGAAAGAUUUCUGAGUAUGGCCAGACUCCUAAUGAAAUCUUUGCAUCAUUUUUGAGGUCUCCUGAUUUUACCAAACAGAAGAGAAAUAAUUCAUUGAAGAACACCAAAUCGAAAAAUGUAGACCUACUUUUAUCUCAGUCUAAAAAUAUGAAGAAGAUGGAAAAGAGAUGGAACCAACGCUUUGCUCUACCUAUUUCAGAGUACAACGAAAAGGUUUUCAAAAAAUAUAGGUUACUAUUUGAUAAAGUGUAAUAAAUUUGACUCAAACCCAUUAUAAAUCCAAUAUUCCUUCAAC